AUGGUGGAUCCCUCUACCUCCACCAUCUUCAUUUCCCAACCAACCCCAAUUCUUUCUCUUCCUUAUGCCUUCCGUACUCUCCUAUCCUGGCUUGAAAUGUGUCUUGGAAUAUCUCGAGGCAAUAAAACGGAGUCGAAAGUGGAAUAUAACUGUUACAAACGGAGAAAAGCGUUGACAGUGCAGUUGGAACAAAUAGAAUCCGAAUUCGAAAAACUAUGCAAUUAUUAUUUGGGAGGAAGAAAAGUUUACGUUCACAACCUUCGGCUUGUACUUUUAGUAGAAGAACUAACACUAUUGGGAAAUGUCAGGUUUAGAAUUAAUGAGUUGGAUAACACAUAUUGUCAUUUUGAAGCCUCUUUACCAUUCAUUGACCCUAUCAGCUUCCCGCUCAACGAGAUCAAGACUUCGUCGGAAAAUAUCGAUGAUCUACAUCACCCUUCAUUUGUUUCUGCGAAGAAUCUUAUUUUUGACGUUGAAUAUGAUGAAGAUGAUCAAUCAGUUCCAGAAAAUGUCUAUAAAAUUCAAAACAAGAAGGUUUUGUUUGACCAUUUUGUUAUGGAAACAUCGAGUGUGAAGAAAUUUAUCAAGUAUUGGAAGGAUGUUGGGAAAGAAAUUGGAACAACUUUCGAGUUUAUCAACAAAAAUGUGGGAUACGGAAGUAAUUAUUACAUUCUGUCAGCACUGAGAAAAGAAUUUGGUAAAUUUCAGAAGGAAUUGAUUGGAGUCGAUAAACGAAUGAUCCCAAGUUUCGCAAGUUACUCUAUCCCACUGGGAUAUACAUCGAAAAUACUUGUGUAUGGAACUAUUACGUCAUUAUCAGCAGAACCGUGCGAAAAACGACUUGUGAUGAAGGUGGUACCCGCGACAGAGCUUCACAGUUGA
Molecule: messenger RNA, 882 nt
Organism: Caenorhabditis remanei
Lineage: Eukaryota; Metazoa; Nematoda; Chromadorea; Rhabditida; Rhabditidae
Exons: 3
Coding region: 1-882 (293 amino acids)
Source: RefSeq, a predicted model, not a curated record